Molecule: messenger RNA, 1836 nt
Organism: Procambarus clarkii (red swamp crayfish)
Lineage: Eukaryota; Metazoa; Arthropoda; Malacostraca; Decapoda; Cambaridae
Source: RefSeq, a predicted model, not a curated record
GAGGCAAGAGCACGCUCUCGCUCGUCCCCUUCCUUGCUUGCUCGGCUGCCGCGACCUUUGUGGGGAAUCUAACUUACUCGCGCGCAAAACUUAGAAGGAAGAUGAGGUACUGAGUGCGCGUCCGAGUGUACAGUUGUUCCUGCACUUGGCCUGUACAAUCGCAAGAUCUGUAGAUCUUGCCUCUACAAUGACUGUUAUGUGAUUGUUUCUCAUCAAAUUAUGUGAUUACUUACACAGACGAAAGAGAAAAGAAAAUAGGAAAUAUGCAGAACAAUUAUACUCAAGUUGGACUAUAUUAUAGUAUGAUUGUGCAAAGUUGUGUCGAGGGUUACUGAGAGGUGCUCAUGACUUAUCGACCGUUAAGUUCGUCGUGACCUUCUGAACUUGAUCGAGUGUAAAAUACAGUCGUCUGGCGCCAUCAAGAGUCAUGGGUCAUCGAAGAUGACUCUGACCUUCGUGUAACCCCUGUAAGGUCAACUGGGAGUCUCAUCCAGCUCUAUUAAGGUCAUCUGCAAUACUCAUUUGACAACGCUAAGAUCAUCUUUAAACUCUAAUAAGGCAGGAUGCUGGCGUCUCCCCCGAUCUCUUUCCUCUGCAUCUCCUGCUUAGUCCACAUCGCUCGGGCGGCCGUGACCGACUCCGGCAACUACAGCUGCAGUGCUGGAGACGCCGUCAAUACCUCCGUCAGAGUCAAUGUUCUUGACGGAGAGAGCUCGGCAGCUAUGCAACACUCCACCACUGACGGAGGGAGUCUCGCCUCCUGCCCCUCCCCACUACUCGCCCUCCUCGCCACCUUCCACCUCCUCGCCGCCAGUUAAGACACGCCAAGUGAACGCCACCAACGCCAACAGUGCGUUGAACGCUAGCAACGAUAUCAGUGCGUUGAACGCCAGCAACGAUAUCAGUGUGUUGAACGCCAGCAACGAUAUCAGUGUGUUGAACGCCAGCAACGAUAUCAGUGCGUUGAACGCCAGCAACGAUAUCAGUGUGUUGAACGCCAGCAACGACAUCAGUGCGUUGAACGCCAGCAACGAUAUCAGUGUGUUGAACGCCAGCAACGAUAUCAGUGUGUUGAACGCCAGCAACAAUAUCAGUGUGUUGAACGCCAGCAACGAUAUCAGUGCGUUGAACGCCAGCAACGAUAUCAGUGUGUUGAACGCCAGCAACGAUAUCAGUGUGUUAAACGCCAGCCACGCCACCAGUGCGCUUAAUGUUUUUAACGCCAAGAGUGCGUUAAACGCUAACAGCCCGUGCAACACCAGCAACGUCAACAAAGCACUAAACGCCUACGAGGUCAACAGUGCGUUCAACACCAUCACUGAAAGCCACGCCAGUGAGGACCUGCAAGAGUACAGUGCAACACUGUCGGCGUGUGUGCGUGUAGGUGUGUGUGUGAGUAGUGGGUGUUUGGACAUUACAUAGAUGGUGUAGGAGCAGUGGCUAGUGUACAUGGGUAUCUUCCUCUAUCUCUAUCUCUCUCUCAACACACAGUUUUCAAGUUAUCAUCGCUGCGGGAAUGAAUGAAAGGCUUGCAAUACUUGCAUGCAACAGAACGUGAAUAUAUAUGUGUACGAACAAGGGAGUGGUUGGUUUCAGUACGUCCAAGAUUUCAGUCUGGCGAUCUUGGUUGGCUCGUAGAGGCGUGCACCGGCGCCCGUAGUCCAAGGAACACUGGGCCAGCACUCUGCUAUGUGGGACCUUUGUUUACGGUGAAGGGGCAACACCUUUCAGAAGUCUUCUUUAAAUGCUGGUCCGUGUGGGAUGAGAGCUUCUUGUUUUUGUAUUUAUAUUUAUAAGAAAAUGCAGCAAGCUGUACUAUUUUUGGAGAGCUAUAUA